AUGGCGCCCCCGCCGGCCAUCGCGGCCCCGCCAAGAGCACAUAUCCCCAGUCCACAGGCUACGACAACGCCAAUGUCAAAUACAACGAGUCGGCCAUACUUUGAACCACCGCCUCAGCAAACUGCGUCCCCACAACUUGGACGGCAAGAAAGCUUUUACCGUGUACAAGAACGUCAUGGCCAUGAUCAAAUCGACGACCAGCAACGCACCGCCAGCCCAGAUCCUGCUCGCGCGAUUUCACCAGCUUUCUCCGAGGCUCAGACUCUGGUCCGAGCAAAUAGCUCUGCUACAAGAUGCAUGUCACCGCAAGAAGAGAUUCCGAUGCGGUCAAUGUUCCCAGUUUAUGAUCCCACAGUCCCUCUUGGACGUCAACCAUAUCAGCCAACCCAAGCGUCGCCCACACAGAUACCUCGAACCCAGAUCAGUCGUUCACCCUACUCUUCCGAGUCGUAUAUUCCUCACAACAACGUUCGCUCGAGCGGCUCGACAGCUCCUCCACCACCAAAGCCCUUCUUCACGCCAUCCAACCUUCUUGACAAUCUCUGGCUAGCCACUAAUGGACAAGAACAGCCCAGUGUGCAGAUGUAUACCCUGCGAAUGCAUCGAGCAACAGCCUCAAACCCGACGGUCACCUUUGGUACAACGCCAUCGUUACCGUUUUACUCUGUAGCACAGUCAAACCUUGCAGGUAACCACGAAGUACCCAGCAUCAUGAACGAGCUGCUCAUUCAACGACAUCACCCCACCCAGCCGCGAGUCUUACCUAUUGCUCAUCUCGAUCUUAUCGCGCCUCCGUCACUAGACAAUGGAGCGUUUAGCCCACAACAGCAAGAGGAUACCACCCUUCUUACUAGCAUAUACCCAAAGCUGGCCGCUCUUCAGGCGCUUGAUGCUGCUGCUAACUCUCCUGCUGCCUCGCGUAUUGCGCUUUCAGACCCGGGCGCUCAGUCGCCCGCUGCACAGCGUCUGGCUGAAGAUGUUCUAGCUGGUACUGCGCAACGUGAGUGCUGCGCUCUUGCCUGGACGAGGGACAACCCUCAACAACAAGCAAAUCCUUGGGCGCAACAUAUGCCAUCGGAGGGUUCAUAUCAGCUCCAUCAUCCAACAUUGGGCACUUUCCCCAUCUCCCUGGAAGGUGACUGUUCUGUCAUCAAUGCUCCUUCGACGAGACCCAUCACGGCGUUUUACGGGCACAACAUGCCCAUGACACCACAAAGUACCGGACGCAAGCCAGCCUGCAUCACUGUGCUAAACCCAUACGUUCUCUCUCCAACGACCCCCCGGACAAACGCGUUCUCUCCGCUACCACCACCUCCGCGAUUCGAUGGCACGAGACCAGUAUCUAUGACACCUUCUGAGAUGUCUGUUGGCCAACUUCCUACGACCACCGACGCUACUGCCGAUGAUGCCAUGCUCGCACGUCUUGACUUCGCAAACGACGCUCUCAUUCUCAACCUUGGUGCCCUGACACGUUUUGGCAAUCCCUUCUUGGUUGAUGUUCUUACAUCAACGCUUCUCGCAGUCGCAGUAGCGGAAGCUACACGCGGCCGCAAAACACGCAAUCGAAGCCAAGAAAACUUCGAGCCACCACCACCAAGCUUCACCCUGAACCACCAGAAGGAAGACACAGCAAAAGCCUUCAAAGACUCUUUUGUCGAGGGCUUCCAGGGCAUCGGUGGGAAGUCGCGCCCGCCACUCUCGGGUAAAGGACUGAAGAAGUUUGCUUCUAGCCUGAAGAGUACAACAACUCGUAGCGAUAGUGCGAUGGGAAGUUUCGACAAGGACAUUGAGUUGGGCGAGUGGUACGGACAAGACAAGCACACGAAAGCGAAAGCCACAAAAUCGGAGAAGAAGGCGAAGAAAGCGAAUGCUGAUGACGAAAGCAAACUACCGCUGGUCGCACGUACAGUCAUAACUGUGUUGACGUUUGCGUUCAAGGCCGUGGUGUUCAUACUGAAGAUUGCGUUCAAGAUUGUUGCGGGUGUCGUCGUCAUGAUCACGCGGAAUUUCAGCAAAUUAUAG
This is a messenger RNA of Alternaria ethzedia, 2022 nucleotides long. RefSeq lists its product as uncharacterized. The transcript has a single exon. Lineage: Eukaryota; Fungi; Ascomycota; Dothideomycetes; Pleosporales; Pleosporaceae. Bases 1 to 2022 code for a protein of 673 amino acids. The record is from RefSeq and is a predicted model, not a curated record.